AUGCUUCGUACCACAGCCGUCAAGGCCACCAGCAGCGGUUUGCUGCGUGGUCCGGCCUGCUCGGCCUGCAGGCGGUCCAUCUCCCUUACUUCCACUGCCAGAGCUACUGCCAGCCGUAGCUCGAAACUUGGCUUGACCACGAGGAGACCUCUCGCCAUUGUUGACCGUUUGUCCAACGGCAGGAGACACUAUGCUGCUGCUACUGAUGUGGGAGUGGAUCCCAAUGACAACUUCCUUUCCGGAAACACAGCCAACUACAUUGACGAGAUGUACCUGGCUUGGAAGAAGGACCCCUCCAGCGUGCACAUCUCGUGGCAGACAUAUUUUAAGAACAUGGAAGAAGGCAACAUGCCCAUCGCCCAAGCUUUUCAACCUCCUCCGACUCUUGUGCCUACUCCGACCGGUGGCGUUCCUCAGACCAUGCCUGGUGAGGGAUUGGGCCUGUCGGCUGGCACUGACCUGACAAAUCAUCUCAAGGUUCAGCUUUUGGUUCGCGCAUACCAGGCUCGUGGUCAUCACAAGGCCAAGAUCGAUCCCCUUGGCAUCCGCGGCGAAGCUGAGGCAUUCGGUUACAACAAGCCCAAGGAGCUUGAACUUGACCACUAUGGGUUUACUGAGCGCGAUCUUGACCAGGAGUUCACCCUCGGCCCUGGUAUUUUGCCUCGCUUCGCCACUGAGAGCCGCAAGAAGAUGACUCUGCGCGAGAUCAUCGCCACCUGCGAGAGGAUUUAUUGUGGCUCCUAUGGUGUGGAGUACAUUCACAUUCCUGAUCGUAAGCCCUGCGACUGGAUCCGUGAUCGCUUCGAAAUUCCUGAGCCCUACAAGUACUCGGUUGACGACAAGCGCCGUAUCCUUGACCGUCUGAUCUGGAGUCACAGCUUCGAGGCCUUCCUGGCCACCAAGUUCCCCAAUGACAAGCGUUUCGGUCUGGAGGGUUGCGAGACCCUUGUGCCUGGUAUGAAGGCGUUGAUUGACCGCAGCGUCGAGCACGGCAUCAAGGACAUUGUCAUUGGUAUGCCUCACCGUGGUCGUCUCAAUGUACUGUCCAACGUUGUUCGUAAGCCCAACGAGUCCAUCUUCAGUGAAUUCUCUGGAUCCGCCGAGCCUUCGGAUGAAGGUUCGGGUGAUGUCAAGUACCACCUGGGUAUGAACUUCGAACGUCCCACGCCCUCUGGUAAGCGUGUGCAGCUCUCGCUGGUCGCCAACCCCUCCCAUCUGGAAGCCGAGGACCCCGUUGUUCUUGGCAAGACGCGCUCUAUUCUGCACUACAACAAUGAUGAGAAGGACUUCAACAGCGCCAUGGGUGUUCUGCUGCACGGUGAUGCUGCCUUCGCCGGCCAGGGUGUCGUCUACGAGACCAUGGGCUUCCACUCUCUCCCCGCCUACUCGACCGGUGGUACUAUCCACAUCAUCGUGAACAACCAGAUUGGUUUCACUACCGACCCCCGUUACUCGCGUUCCACCCCGUACUGCUCGGAUAUCGCCAAGUCCAUCGACGCCCCUGUGUUCCACGUGAACGCUGAUGAUGUCGAGGCCGUGAACUACGUUUGUCAGGUUGCUGCCGACUGGCGUGCCGAGUUCAAGCGCGACGUCGUCAUUGACAUCGUCUGCUACCGUAAGCAGGGUCACAACGAAACCGACCAGCCCUCUUUCACUCAGCCCUUGAUGUACAAGCGCAUCGCCGAGCAGAAGGCUCAGCUUGACAAGUAUGUCGAGAAGCUGAUUGCUGAGGGCACCUUCACCAAAGAGGACAUUGACGAGCACAAAAAGUGGGUUUGGGGUAUGCUCAACGACAGCUUCGACCGCAGCAAGGAUUACCAGCCCACCGGCAAGGAAUGGCUGACCUCUGCUUGGAACGGCUUCAAGACUCCGAAGGAGCUGGCCACCGAGGUUCUGCCUCAUCUGCCUACCGCUGUUGAUGCUUCUUUGUUGAGCCACAUUGCCGACAAGAUUAGCGGCGCCCCCGAGGGCUUCACCGUCCACCGCAACCUCAAGCGUAUUUUGGCCAACCGCAAGAAGGCCGUUGAUGAGGGUAAGAACAUCGACUGGGCCACCGCGGAGGCCCUCGCCUUUGGUUCUCUGGUGAAAGAGGGCUACCAUGUCCGUGUUUCCGGUCAGGACGUUGAACGUGGUACCUUCUCCCAGCGUCACGCCGUUCUGCACGACCAGGAGAACGAGGCUACGUAUACCCCCUUGAAGCACAUCGCUGAGGAUCAGGGCAGCUUCGUCAUCUCCAACUCUUCCCUUAGCGAAUUCGGAGCCCUUGGUUUUGAAUACGGUUACUCUCUGACCUCCCCUAAUGCCCUGGUCAUGUGGGAGGCCCAGUUCGGUGACUUCGCCAAUAAUGCUCAGUGCAUUAUUGACCAGUUCAUCGCCUCUGGGGAGUCCAAGUGGCUGCAGCGCUCCGGUCUCGUUGUCUCCCUGCCUCACGGUUAUGAUGGCCAGGGUCCUGAGCACUCGUCGGGUAGAAUGGAGCGUUGGUUGCAGCUUUGCAACGAGGAACCUCGCCAGUUCCCCACUCAGGACAAGUUGGACCGUCAGCACCAGGACUGCAAUAUGCAGAUUGCCUACAUGACCUCUCCUGCCAAUCUUUUCCACAUCUUGCGUCGCCAAAUCCACCGCCAGUUCCGCAAGCCCCUCGUGAUCUUCUUCUCCAAGUCCCUCCUCCGUCAUCCUAUUGCUCGCUCCGAUAUCGAGGAAUUCACCGGUGACUCGCACUUCAGGUGGAUCAUCCCUGACCCGGCCCACGGUAGCACCAUUGACGAGCCCGAGAAGAUCGAGCGCGUCAUUUUGUGCAGUGGCCAGGUCUAUGCUACCUUGGUCAAGCACCGCGAAGCCAAUGGUAUCCGCAACACUGCCAUCACCCGUGUUGAGCAGCUGCACCCCUUCCCUUGGGCUCAGCUGAAGGAGAACCUGGACAGCUACCCUAACGCCAAGGACAUUGUCUGGGCUCAGGAAGAGCCUCUGAACGCCGGUGCUUGGAGUUACACCCAGCCCCGUAUUGAGACCCUGCUGAACGAGACUGAGCACCACAACCGUCGCCACGUCCUCUACGCUGGUCGGCCCCCAAGCGCCUCCGUCGCGACUGGUCUCAAGUCCGUCCACGCCAAGGAGGAACAGGACUUCCUUCAGGAAGCAUUCACUGUCCACCAGCAUCGUCUGAAGGGCGAGUAA
This is a messenger RNA of Aspergillus fumigatus Af293, 3174 nucleotides long. It is a transcript of the gene kgd1, whose product is annotated as alpha-ketoglutarate dehydrogenase KGD1. NCBI's taxonomy places the organism in Eukaryota, Fungi, Ascomycota, Eurotiomycetes, Eurotiales, Aspergillaceae. Gene Ontology annotation, biological process: tricarboxylic acid cycle. The coding region runs from base 1 to 3174 and encodes 1057 amino acids. The transcript is spliced from 4 exons. Gene Ontology annotation, molecular function: oxoglutarate dehydrogenase (succinyl-transferring) activity; thiamine pyrophosphate binding. The record is from RefSeq and is a predicted model, not a curated record. Gene Ontology annotation, cellular component: oxoglutarate dehydrogenase complex; mitochondrion.